Molecule: messenger RNA, 666 nt
Organism: Eurypyga helias (sunbittern)
Lineage: Eukaryota; Metazoa; Chordata; Aves; Eurypygiformes; Eurypygidae
Product: protein FAM173B-like
Exons: 4
Coding region: 1-666 (221 amino acids)
Biological process (GO): peptidyl-lysine trimethylation; positive regulation of proton-transporting ATP synthase activity, rotational mechanism; regulation of mitochondrial ATP synthesis coupled proton transport
Cellular component (GO): mitochondrion
Molecular function (GO): protein-lysine N-methyltransferase activity
Source: RefSeq, a predicted model, not a curated record
AUGUCUGAGGUGCCAGUGAGCGAGAGUCCUGCAGCAGGCCUACAUGUGGAUGUCGAGGGCAGCUCCAGGAAGAGAACCUGGGGACUGUUAGUUACUGCUGGUGUUGGUGGGACCUUGGCUGUGCUGUACGCUGUGGUCACCCCCUUCGUGAUCCCGGCUUUGAGGAAAGUGUGCCUGCCCUUUGUUCCUGCAACUUCCACUCAGAUCCAGAAUGUGCUGAAAAUGUUAGAAAACAGAAGCGGCUCCCUAGUCGAUAUUGGUAGCGGGGAUGGCCGUGUUGUGAUAGCAGCUGCAAAAAGGGGAUUCAAAGCAGUCGGUUAUGAAUUAAAUCCCUGGCUAGUCUGGUACUCCAGAUAUCGUGCCUGGAGAGAUGGGGUACAUCAGAACACCAAAUUUUAUAUUUCUGACUUAUGGAAGGUUUCUUUUUCACAUUAUACAAAUGUUGUUGUUUUUGGGGUACCUCAAAUGAUGCCACAGUUGGAGAAGAAGCUAGAAGAAGAACUUGAAUGUAAUGCCAGAAUCAUUGCCUGCCGCUUUCCUUUCCCUUACUGGAUCCCAGAUCAUACUGCUGGAGAGGGAAUAGACACUGUGUGGGCCUAUGAUUUGAAACAUCCUAGAGGAUGCGUAACAAAAAGCUUGGAAAUUACACCAGAAACUGAAUCCUAA